ACGUCCACCUCCACCACCUCACUCUCACUCGCUCGCUCGCGUCCGCCGCACCAACCAGUCCCUCUCUCCCCACGAAUUCCACUGUUCCCUUCCCCUCGCCUCCAUUCCAUUCCUCCUCCCCACCCGUGCCUGCCCCCGAAUCCCAAGAAGACCACUUCCAGCCCAGCACCGCAGCGCCCGUCCAGCAGCACUACUGCAUCAGCACAGCCUUGGAGCGGCCGGCCGAGGGCGCAGCCUUUGACCCGCCACUGUUCAUCAGUCUCACAGUGGUGUGGCGCCAUGGCCAUGGCGGCCGCCGAGGGCUUCGACCAUGCGGCGCCGUCAGGGGUCCCGCUCCCGGCCACCCGGCAGGAGGUCCAGGCCGCCGUCGCCAAGGCCGUCGAGCUGCGCGCGCUCCACGCCGCCCUCCGCCAGCGCGCCGCCGCGCCCAAUGCCGGUGCCCGCUCCAGCGCCAGCCGCAGCCCGGCCACCAUCCGCCUCCCGCCGGUGGUCGCGUCCCCCGCGCGCUCCCGGACAGCGGCCACCGCCGCCGCAGACGAGGACUACCCCGUGUUUACUCCGACUUACGACGAGGAGCCCAUGGCGAUGGCCGCUGGACUCAACGACAUCUGCCAUGACAACCGGAGCCGGUCAGAGAACUGGGGCGGCAUCACCUUGGACCGCGGCGGCGUCGGCGACGACGAGGCCGCCUACUCCGACUACGACGACUGCAUCAACGGCUUCUCCUCCUGCAACAGCGACUUCCACUACGCCCCUUCGUCCAGCGAGAAUCACCUCCGGAGCAGAGGCGUGAACCGGAUCCAUCCGGCCUUUCUGCAGUCCGCGCCGCUGGCCGGCCGUUUCCCGGCCUCGGCCGGGAGGGCGACCUGCGCGGGAGAGUUCAAGAUGCCGCCGUCGUGCGGCGGCGCGUUCCGGCCCGCGACGAUUGGCAGGGACCACGGUCUGAACGACGCGGAAGCUCUGGGGUUCCUCGGCAGCAGCAGCCGAGUGCCAUUUUCAUCCAGCCACCAGCCCCCGCCGUCGGCGCACUCCCGGGCGAAGCAAAGAGGGUCGCAGAUCCUUUCUUGGCUCUUCGCCAAGGGAAAGAAGAAGCCGAAGCUGGAGACGCCGCCGCCGACCACCGCCGUCAUCGAGCGCGGGAACAUGUCGCAGCUCCUCAAGGAGUGGGGGCUGCUGUCGCUGGACUCCCUUAGGAAGGAGCUCGCGGAGGCCAACGCGCACCGGGACGCCGCGCAGGAGGACGCCGCCGAGAUGAGGUCGUCGCUGGGGGAGCUGACCACCAAGAUGAUGAGCCUGGAAGCCUAUUGCUUGGAGCUCAAGAAGGCCCUGCGGCAAGCGACGGACCACAGCGGCGGCGCCGACACGCAGUCCCACUCGCGGCGGUCGUCGUCGAGGUCGAUCGGGGCGAGCCGAGAGCUGCCGGGCAACGGCAUGCCGGUGAGCCACGAGGCCAUGGUGGAAGGCUUCCUGCAGAUCGCCUCCGAGGCGCGCCUCUCCGUGAAGCAGCUCUGCAAGGCGCUGAUCCAGCAGGUGGAGGAGCCGGACAACGGGCUGUCGGACAAGCUGAACCUGCUGCUCCGGCCGCACCAGCUCGCCAUCAUCGCCGGCCGGCACUGCUCCAAGGCGGUGCUGUACCACCUGGAGGCGGUCAUGAACCAGACGCUGUACCAGGACUUCGAGAACCCGAGCUUCCAGCGGAACGGCGCGGCGAGGCACCUGGACCCGGGGCAGGGCCGGCGGGAGAGCUUCGCGUCCUUCGUGGCGCUGCGCAACCUGAGCUGGAGCGAGGUGCUGCGGAAGGGCACCAGGUACUACAGCGAGGACCUCAGCCGGUUCUGCGACCAGAAGAUGAGCUGCGUGGUGGCCGCGCUCAGCUGGUCGUGGCCGUGGCCGGAGCAGCUGCUGCAGUGCUUCUUCGUCGCCACCAAGUGCGUCUGGCUGCUCCACCUGCUCGCCUUCUCCUUCGCGCCGCCGCUGCCCAUCCUGCGGGUCGACGAGGGCCGGGCGUUCGACCAGGCGUACAUGGAGGACAUCCUGCCGGACCGGCGGCAGGCCCAGGACCCGUUGAGGGUGAAGGUCAUGGUGAUGCCGGGGUUCUAUGUCCAAGAUCGAGUGCUCAAGUGCAAGGUCCUCACAACAAAACAGCAAGACCAGUAGGAUAACUGUCUGUCAUGUUCAUUAUGUGUAACUUUGUUUAACAUGUUCAUUGUAUGGCUAGCUAGUGUGGUGUGAGGGUAACUUAAAUGUCAGAAUGCUGAUCCAUCAUGUGUUUGUCAGUAAAUUCAGAGUAGGCAAUUGAGCACCCGAGCACAAGGAAAUGAGUAAUAUAUGUUCCUCCGUUGUU
Messenger RNA from Triticum aestivum (bread wheat), 2344 nucleotides. RefSeq names its product IRK-interacting protein. The record is from RefSeq and is a predicted model, not a curated record. The transcript has 2 exons. The coding region runs from base 280 to 2157 and encodes 625 amino acids. Lineage: Eukaryota; Viridiplantae; Streptophyta; Magnoliopsida; Poales; Poaceae.